Macrobrachium nipponense is the source of this 1458-nucleotide messenger RNA. RefSeq lists its product as uncharacterized. The record is from RefSeq and is a predicted model, not a curated record. Gene Ontology annotation, biological process: DNA recombination; DNA integration. Gene Ontology annotation, molecular function: DNA binding. The transcript has a single exon. Lineage: Eukaryota; Metazoa; Arthropoda; Malacostraca; Decapoda; Palaemonidae. The coding region runs from base 1 to 1458 and encodes 485 amino acids.
AUGGACAUUAACACAGGAUGUAGUACGUCAGGUACUCAGGAAGUGGCCGGCGACGGUAGAUCUAUUCGCGACGAGACUAAACCAUCGUCUGCCGAUAUAUUUCUCCCCGGUAGUGGAUCCGAUGUCAAUAGGAACAGAUGCAAUGCUACAAAGCUGGGAUCACAUGCAGGCUUAUGCGUUCCCACCCUUCGGUCUCAUCCAUCGAGUUAUCAGGAAACUGAGGGAGAGCGACAAGGUGAGUUUGACACUGAUAGCUCCUUUCUGGACACAACGCCCAUGGUUCCCGGAACUGUUGGAGCUCAUCAUAGAUAUUCCCAUGCUCCUUCCUAUUCGGAAGGAUCUACUCAAACAACCACACUUCCACCACUACCAUCAGAACCCUCGCAUGCUAAACCUAGCUGCUUGGAGACUGUCGAGCGAGCAGCAAGAAAAACCGGACUAUCUAAAGAAGUGGCUAAGCAGCUUUCCUUUAACUUAAGGAAAUCAACACGGAAACUGUACCAAGUCAGAUGGACUAUUUACAGGGGAUGGUGUCGGAAAGAGGGUCAUUCUAUUUCUAGACCUUCAAUUCCUAAAAUAGCAGACUUCCUUUUAUUUCUUAGGAAAGUCAAGAGACUUUCACACUCGGCGAUAGCAGGCUACCGCUCGAUGCUCAGUAAUACUUUUAAAUUUCACCUUCCAGAGAUCUCAACGAGUAGGUGUAUUCAUGAUCUAAUACGAUCCUUUAAGAUUGAAAGACCAGGAUUACCGAAUCGAGCACCACCAUGGGAUUUGUCGGUAGUGCUUCGUUUUCUAAGUUCCCCAGAGUUCGAACCAAUCGAGAAUCUGACAUUAAGACAGUUAACAAAGAAAGUUCUCUUCCUUACUGCAUUAGCAACAGCGAAGAGAGUGAGUGAGCUGCAAGCAGUAUCCAGGCUCGUUUCGUACAAAGGAGACGAUAUUUUCUUGUCUUUUCUGCCGGAAUUCGUGGCGAAGACAGAGUCGGAGGCGAACACACUGCCAAGGUCAUUCAGGGUAUUGGCCUUGAGAGAUUUCGUCAAUGGAGACCCGGAAGAGAUGCGAUUAUGCCCGGUGCGAGCGCUAAGAGUAUAUUUAUCCCGGGUAGAGAAACUUCGCCCUCGCCCGCGGACACUUUUUAUAUCUCCUCGGAAUCCUUCACGGCCGAUCUCGAAAAAUGCGAUUAGCUUCUUCCUAAGAGAGGUAAUAUCACAGGCUCAUGCGGGUUCGCAUUCGGUAAAUACAAAUCCAAUACUACCGCGAGCGCAUAGUAUUAGGGGGAUGGCUACAUCAUCUUCCUUUCUCAGAAACUACUCGGUGUCUUCAAUUCUAGAGGCGGCUUCUUGGAAGUCUGUUUCAGUAUUUACAUCGUUCUAUUUAAGAGACGUUCAGUUUGCUUCAUCGGAAGGCUACUCGUUAAGCCCGUUCGUAGCGGCGAACACCAAGAACACUAUUAUAUAG